Lottia gigantea (owl limpet) is the source of this 732-nucleotide messenger RNA. RefSeq lists its product as hypothetical. The record is from RefSeq and is a predicted model, not a curated record. The transcript is spliced from 2 exons. NCBI's taxonomy places the organism in Eukaryota, Metazoa, Mollusca, Gastropoda, Lottiidae. The annotation marks the transcript as partial.
ACAGGUUGUCCGUCAAUUAUUACUCCAUUGAAAGACAUCACCACAUCAGACAGAACUAGCGUAACAUUAGAAUGUUACAUCACUGGUAUUCCUACGCCAGAAAUAGUCUGGUAUCUUAACAACAACCCUAUAACUGACCUGUCUAUCUAUGCUGUAUCGUACGACAGUGAAACUGGACGGGCUGCGUUAGUCAUUGAGGAUGUUACUGAAAGGUUAGAAGGUGUAUUUCGAUGUUUUUUAAAGAAUGACGUCGGUGAGGCAGAAACCAGAUGUAUACUUUCUGUUAAAAACACUCCCAAGCAUGUUCCUUCAUUCACUGAACCUUUGCAUGAUGUCAAAGUUUCUGAAGGUCAUUCAGUGACCUUGACCUGUCGUGUUGCAGACGCUGAAUCUGUCGUCUGGCAGAAAGAUGGCGUUGUUCAGAAGAGCACAGAAGAUUUUAAGCAGAGUUUUGAUGGUGAAGAAGCAAAAUUGGAACUGGAUGAAGUUUUUCUGGAUGAUUUUGGAAUUUAUUCCUGCAUUGCUAGGAAUGAUCUUGGAGAAGAAAGUAGUUCCUGUAAACUUAAAGUGACAGGUGAGUUUGAGAUUUCUAUUUUGUUCAGGCAUACAUGUCUAAUCUACCGAUGUUGUCAAGUUUCUAUUGCUUUUGCAUGUUGUCCACCGCUCUACCGACGGAAGACUCAAUUCUACCGAUUUUUUGUAUUUUUCCAAUGUCCAAAUUCUCUACCAUAA